GGAGUGAACAUCCAGCUGAUCUGCUGAAGUCUCGCUGGCUUCACAAGUGGCUCAAAAUGUGCGAUUCUUGACCCGGAAAGUCUCAAGAGCCCACCUAGAAAGCCCAGCAUAAUUUGUCGCCAUUGAUUUUUGUGCACAGUGAAACCAAAGAAAAGCUGCAUUCCAGACUCUCUUGCAUUGUGCAUUUUGUGGUGAUUUAAGGUGAAAAACAAUUGCACGAUAUGAGGAAUUUGCUGUGAGAAAAAAAGGUGGAAAAGAGAAAGAGAAGUUGCGAAAAGCAAUAAAUCCCACAUUUGUCGACGACGAGGAAAAACAUCCCAGACACUCUCAAUUCUAUAUUUUGCAUGCGCGCGUCUCUGAGCCGAAAUGUCUGGCAAAACCCCCUUGGAAGCCUCCUAUCCCGAUCGCCUAGCAACUCCUCCGCCGACCAAGCGAAAGUUCAGCUUUCCCGCCAAUCUCACAUCUAAUCUCUUGGCCGUCGAUCCGGCCGUCGGGGCGGCUUCCUCCGCACGCCGGCGCCUCAGCAACGUGAGCGACGUAGUCACGCGGAAACUGUCCAACACAAUCGGCUGGAAGGCGCCGCCGAUUCCCAGUCACGACAUCAUCACGCAGGGCAGGUGUCUGUGCUACCAGUACGUGCGCAGCCGCCUGAAGCGAGCGGGUGUGUUCACGCGCAAACUGGGCCUGCAGCGCGUUCGGAGCAUCCUGGGCACGUCCUCAAUCGAGGUGAUCCGGGAAGUGUUCCCGGCGCUGAACUACGUGGGUGAGGAGCUCGAGAGGAUGCAUCCGCGGGUGUACAGCGGCGUGGCCAGACAGAUCUCCAGGAAUCCUGGUGGCGAAUUGCCCUCGGAAGAGGCCGCGCCCUGUCUCAUGAGCGCCGUGGCGCGUGAUCUCUUCCGCACCGACAUCACGUGGGCCAAAGUGAUCUCGCUGUUCGCGAUGGCGGGCGGAUUGGCUGUGGAUUGUGUCCGUCAGGGGCACUCAGACUACCUGCCGAGGCUCGUGGAGGGCGUCGCGGAGGUGAUUGAGGACGAGCUGGUGCCAUGGAUCAACGAUAACGGUGGAUGGAUGGGUCUUAGUUAUCACGUGAAUCCCUCCGGAACCACCGAGCUGAGCGUCCUAGAGUGGAUUGCCCUGGGUCUGGGAUGCAUCUUGGGCAUUUGUGUGUUCAUCUUCAUCAUCAAAUUCGUGGGACAUUUCCUCUUUCCCGACUCACAAUGACUGUAGCCGGAAUUCCCAAGUAAAAAGACUUUAGCGAAUGGUCGUUAUUUUUAUGAA
Phlebotomus argentipes is the source of this 1278-nucleotide messenger RNA. It is a transcript of the gene Buffy, whose product is annotated as bcl-2-related ovarian killer protein. Gene Ontology annotation, molecular function: protein homodimerization activity; protein heterodimerization activity. Bases 367 to 1221 code for a protein of 284 amino acids. The record is from RefSeq and is a predicted model, not a curated record. Gene Ontology annotation, biological process: regulation of apoptotic process; intrinsic apoptotic signaling pathway in response to DNA damage; extrinsic apoptotic signaling pathway in absence of ligand. NCBI's taxonomy places the organism in Eukaryota, Metazoa, Arthropoda, Insecta, Diptera, Psychodidae. The transcript has 3 exons. Gene Ontology annotation, cellular component: mitochondrial outer membrane.